Molecule: messenger RNA, 1525 nt
Organism: Choloepus didactylus (southern two-toed sloth)
Lineage: Eukaryota; Metazoa; Chordata; Mammalia; Pilosa; Megalonychidae
Product: aldo-keto reductase family 1 member C1 homolog
Exons: 9
Coding region: 1-969 (322 amino acids)
Biological process (GO): steroid metabolic process
Cellular component (GO): cytosol
Molecular function (GO): aldose reductase (NADPH) activity; ketosteroid monooxygenase activity; steroid dehydrogenase activity
Source: RefSeq, a predicted model, not a curated record
AUGGAUCACAAACAUCGUGUGCAGCUGAACGAUGGUCACUUCAUGCCUGUCCUGGGAUUUGGAACCUAUGCACCUGCAGAGGUUCCUAAGAGUGAAGCAGAGGAGGCCACGAAGUUAGCUAUUAAUGCUGGGUUUCGCCAUAUUGAUGGUGCCUAUGUGUACAAAAAUGAAGAGGAGGUUGGACGGGCCAUGCGGAGCAAGAUUGCAGAUGGCACUGUGAAGAGGGAAGACAUAUUCUACACUUCAAAGCUUUGGCUCACUUUCCUCCGACCAGAGUUGGUCCGUCCAGCCUUGGAAAGAUCACUGAAAAAACUCCAGCUGGACUAUGUUGACCUCUACAUUAUGCAUUUCCCAACAGCUCUGAAGCCCGGGGAGGAUAUUUUUCCUAAAGAUGAACAUGGAAAAUGCAUAUUUGACACAGUGGAUCUCCGUGCCACCUGGGAGGCCCUGGAGAAGUGUAAGGAUGCAGGAUUGACCAAGUCAAUCGGAGUAUCCAACUUUAACCACAAGCAGCUGGAGAGGAUCCUGAACAAGCCAGGGCUCAAGUACAAGCCCGUCUGCAACCAGGUAGAAUGCCACCCUUAUCUCAACCAGAGAAAGCUGUUGGAUUUCUGCAAGUCAAAAGAUAUUGUGCUUGUGGCCUACAGUGCUCUGGGGUCCCAACGAGAAAAAAAGUGGGUGGACCAGAACUCACCUGUUCUCUUGGAUAAUCCAGUUCUUUGUGACAUCGCCAAAAAGCACAAGCGCACCCCAGGCCUGAUUGCCCUUCGCUACCAGAUCCAGCGUGGGGUCGUGGUUCUGGCCAAGAGCUUCAAUGAGAGGCGGAUCAGAGAGAACAUGCAGGUUUUUGAAUUCCAAUUGACUUCAGAGGACAUGAAGGCUUUAGAUGGAGUAAAUCUAAAUGUUCGCUAUUUCCGCACUGAAUUUACCAUUGGCCACCCUGAGUACCCAUUUACUGAAGAAUAUUAACAGAGAACCCUUCGCCAUGCCUUCUACCAGGAGCUCCUGUGUGUGCAGAGUGAUGCUGGAAAAGUCUCAGAUGUCUGUGAUUAGAAACAUCAUCUCUGGUUAUAUCCAUGCUGCUUAGUAACUCACACUCAACUGGAGUCAAAUCUAUAGGAAAGGCAUUAAAUUCUUGUGGCUUUGCAAAAAAUAAAAAUAAAAAUUUAGUUUUACCCAAAUAUCCUUACCUCUCCCAGUCUCUGUCUCUGUCACCCUCUGUUUUGUUUCCUCUGUUCCUUAGGGCCAAACUAUGACUUGCCUAGAGAGUGAGGGAAGUGGGAGGGAAAUAAGAGCAAUUUUCAGACAUUCCUGUGGUGAGACAAAGGGUGGGGCUUUCAUCCUGUCAUUAAAGCAGUAGUUGGCAGGUACCUAUCAGUCAGUGUUUCCUUAGGACUUUGGGGAACACGAAAAUGCAUGACAUAUAGUUGGAGAGGGGAGGCCAAUGUCUAAAGGAAAAACCAACACUACAAGGGCUCAUUUGGAGCAGCUCAGAGGGUCAGAGCUCCAGGAAGUCUGGGAAGGA